AUGGACAUGGUGGAAAAGAACAUGAACAUGAAUAUGGUGGAGAAGCCUGGGGAGAGUACUGGUAAUGAAGGAGAGGAGAUAAAGAGAGCUAAUUGGAUGGAGAGGCUUGUGGAACUCAGAAGUAAGUGGAGGAAUAUAUGGCAGCAAAAACAGGUUGAGAAUGAGGAGGAAGACAACAAUAAUGGAGAGGAGGGUUGUUGUGCAGAGGGUUGUAGUUUAGAAGAAAAGAAUGGAGAAAUGGGAUACAAAUCAUAUGAUCCUGAAUCUUUCUCAAGAUUUUUGGUUAGAGUUCCAUGGUCUGAAACCAAGCUAUUUUCUAAACUAGCUUUCUUGUGCAACAUGGUUUAUGUGAUACCAGAGAUCAAGGGCGAUGUUUUGAAGAGAUACUAUGACCUACAAUUUGUAACAUCUUCAUUCGAAAAGAAAGCCGAGGCAGCUGCUUACACGGAAGCUUCAACAAUGACAGUAGUGGUAGCAGCAAGCGAAAGUGAAAAACAUGAAACAACGAAGGACUUUCGAGCAGGCCAGCAUUCCUCACCAUGUGAAUGGUUUGUUUGUGAUGACUCUAGUACUUUUACUCGCUGCUUUGUGGUUCAGGGACUAGACUCCCAUGCAUCUUGGCAGGCAUACCUCUUAUUCGAACCGACUAAAUUUGAGGGGACAAAUGUACUUGUUCACAGAGGAAUCUAUGAAGCAGCAGAGGCAAUGUACGAGCAAUUCAUGCCAGAAAUUUUAGACCACUUAGAAAGAAAGGGGGAGCAAGCGAAGUUUCAAUUUACAGGCCAUUGCAUUGGAGGAAGCAUUGCUCUUCUAGUCCACUUGAUGCUACUAACUAGGAACCUUGUCAAGCCCUCCACUCUUCGGCCAGUUGUCACGUUCGGCUCACCAUUUGUGUUCUGCAAAGGGCCGAAAAUACUUGAGCAGCUGAGUUUGGAUGAGAGUGAUCACAUCCAUUGUGUGAUAAUGCAUAGAGAUAUUGUCCCUAGAGCCUUCUCUUCCAACUACAAUAACCAAGUGAUUACACUCCUAAGGCGUUUAAAAGGUUCAUUUCAAACACACCCUUGUCUAAUUAAAAGUAAACGUUUGUACUCGCCAAUGGGCAAUCUGUUCAUUCUCCAACCUGAUGAAAAGUCAUCUCCUCCACACCCUCUGCUCCCUCCGGGGAGUGCCCUCUAUGUUUUGAACAAAACACAGUGUGGGUCCUCUUCAGGUGUCUUGAGGGCCUUCUUGAAUUCGCCACAUCCACUAGAAACCUUUAGUGACCCUGCAGCUUAUGGUUCAGAAGGUACAAUCUUACGGGACCAUGACUCUUGCAACUAUCUAAAGGCUAUGAAUAUGGUUCUAAGGCAACACACGAGGAUGGUUGUGAGGAAAGUGAGGAAGCAAAGGAAUCUCUUGUGGCCGAUCCUUACUUCACCAUCUCCACACUCAUGGAAUGAUGAAGAUAAAAGUGACUUGUAG
This is a messenger RNA of Prunus armeniaca (apricot), 1461 nucleotides long. The record is from the annotation of a GenBank genome assembly. Lineage: Eukaryota; Viridiplantae; Streptophyta; Magnoliopsida; Rosales; Rosaceae.